UUUUAUCAGUCUUUUACAGGAGUUGGAGGAGAAAAGGACGGGGGAUAUGUUGUGUUAUACUUUCAGCGGCAUUGGGCAUGGUGUACGGUGUAUGGGUGUUGUAGAUUGACUCGGCUUGUAUAUACCCCCUUGUCGUAUGCUAUUCCAUCUUACUGUGUUUUUUGUGUCUUGAGGUGCAGGAAUACUAGCCAGAUGUAUACCCCCUUUGCGCAUGUAGUGUGUUGCUGA
Bipolaris victoriae FI3 is the source of this 228-nucleotide messenger RNA. RefSeq lists its product as hypothetical. The record is from RefSeq and is a predicted model, not a curated record. The annotation marks the transcript as partial. NCBI's taxonomy places the organism in Eukaryota, Fungi, Ascomycota, Dothideomycetes, Pleosporales, Pleosporaceae. The transcript has a single exon.